This is a messenger RNA of Zophobas morio, 811 nucleotides long. RefSeq lists its product as uncharacterized. Gene Ontology annotation, cellular component: extracellular region. NCBI's taxonomy places the organism in Eukaryota, Metazoa, Arthropoda, Insecta, Coleoptera, Tenebrionidae. Gene Ontology annotation, molecular function: chitin binding. Bases 83 to 748 code for a protein of 221 amino acids. The transcript is spliced from 2 exons. The record is from RefSeq and is a predicted model, not a curated record.
AUAAAUUUCAAACAACCGUGAACUGAGUUACUGUUCAAAUACACUUUCUAUUACGUUUCGUCCAAAAUUUAGCAAAAACAACAUGAAAGUUCUAACAUUUGCUGUGGUGUUUCUAGCAUGUUACUGCUGUGUCACACUUUCAUCAAGUACUCCUAAAAAAUGUACACAACCUGGACUCUUUUGCGAAACGUGUUCCAGUUUAGUGGCAUGUAUUGAAAGCGCGAACUCUACAUUUAUCAAAGAGCCUAUAAACACGUGUGAUUCCCCCAGUAGUUGCGUUGGAGGUACUUGCGUCAUGAAUACAACAGAUCCAUUUUGUAGUGGCCUUGCCGACUUGAAGUUUAUUUGCAGACAUGUGGGAAUUUUUCCAGAUCCUUUCUAUUGUAAUAAAUUUGUUAUAUGUGUGGAUACAGGCAGUAAUAGUCUUCAGCCAUAUGUUAACGAAUGUGAAGAUGGAUUUCAGUAUAAUAUAUUCAAUUCUUUAUGCGAUAUCAAACUGGUAGAUGGAGAGUGUAGGGAAGGAAUAUAUCCCGUGCCUUUGUGUAGACUACAUGGUCAGAGUACCGCUUUGGCAGCAAAACCUCAGAUGUACUACGUAUGCGAACGAUACAGUGAAUCAAAGGAUGUUCUUUAUCCAGUUCAGAACGUGUGUCCAGGUGGACAGGUUUAUGAAAAUUAUGUGUGUGGAAAGGAUACAUUUACGACGGCAGUACCCACAAUGAAAACUGAACAAACUAUUUUUUCUUAAUAUUAUAGGUAUUGUAACAGUUUUAUAAUGUUUCAUGAAUAGACUUUCUUCUUGUCAAAAUUA